GGCAAAUAAAUUAUGAGUCCAACUGAAUAUGGUAAUAACGGUUGGUGAAUAAACCAGUUUUCUGCUGCGAGUGAUGCUGAUUUCAGCAAGAUAUUAGUAAGAAAGAGAGAGAUGAAAAUUUACAAAAAUACACGAUUUCUAAAGUUCGAAAGUGUGAAAAAAAAAAAAAAGUAAAUCGCAUUGUGUUUGAUAUUUUAUCUUGACUGCUGAAUGAUUGCCAAUCAAAAAUAAAAAUUUAUUAAAAGGGAAUUAAUAAAUUGGAACCAUAUUCCCUCGCGUGGAUCAAUGGAUUUACCCAAUUCAGCAAACAAAAUAAGUAGUGAAGUUGGGAUAAUUUGUGAGCAAUAUCAAUAAAUAGCUUUCUAGUCUGCAAGACUAGUGCAACUCAAAAUAUUUGAAAAACAAGGAGAAAGAGUCAUAAUCAUCACUCAGCACCCAAAAAAUACAAAAUCGAAUUUGGCAUGGCAUCUCCAUCUCUUACUUUCUCUCUCAUUCUGGCUAUCUCUCUCUUGACUCUGUGUUGGUCAUACCCAUUCCGGCGCGGCGGCGGAACAUGGAAAGUCCUACACAGAUCGGUGGGCAUCUCGGCCAUGCACAUGCAGCUCUUCCACAACAACAAGGUGAUGAUCUUCGACCGCACCGAUUUCGGGCCCUCCCAAGUAACCCUCCCCUUCGGCAAAUGCCGCCACAACGACGAAGCCAUUUCCGAGGACUGCACGGCGCAUUCCAUCCUCUACGACGUCGCUUCCAACACCUUCCGCCCCCUCAUGGUCCAAACCAACGUCUGGUGCUCCUCCGGCGCCCUCGACUCCCACGGCGCCCUCAUUCAAACCGGCGGCUACCACGCCGGUGAUCACAAGGUACGCACCUUCACCCCAUGCGACGACGAGCUCUGCGAUUGGAUCGAGCUGCCCCAGAAUCUCACGGUUCAGAGAUGGUACGCCUCCGACCACAUUCUCCCCGACGGCCGUCUCAUCAUCGUCGGCGGGAGGAAGGCCUUCAGCUACGAGUUCUUCCCCAAGAAUCUUCAAGAAUCCGUUUUCUACUUUUCUUUCUUGAGCGAAACCACCGACCCCGGAGAAGAGAACAAUCUAUAUCCCUUCUUGCAUCUUCUCCCCGACGGAAACCUCUUCGUCUUCGCCAAUCAGCGCUCCGUUUUGUUGGAUUAUAAAAGGAAUCAGGUCUUGAGAGAAUUCCCGCCGAUUCCCGGCGAAAAGAGAAGUUAUCCGGCGACGGGGUCGUCGGUGAUGCUGCCGCUGAGGCUGAAGCCGCAGAUCUCCGCCGUCGAGGUCAUGGUGUGCGGCGGUGCGAGGGGUGGCGCUUACACCAUGGCGGCCCAGGGAAUCUACGUGGCCGCUUCGAGCUCGUGUGGGCGCUUACGCGUAACGGAUCCGGAUCCGGAAUGGAGAAUGGAGUUCAUGCCCAUGGAUCGGGUUAUGCCCGAUAUGCUGCUUUUACCAACCGCUGACGUCAUCAUUCUCAACGGAGCCGGAAAGGGUACCGCCGGAUGGGACUCGGCGGUUGACCCGGUUCUCAACCCGCUCCUCUACACCCCGGCCCAGCCCGACUGGAGGAAAAGAUUUAUUGUGCUCAAUCCCACCGCAAUACCCAGACUCUACCACUCAACAGCGACGUUGUUGCCAGAUGGCAGGAUACUAGUGGGCGGAAGCAAUCCGCACGUGCGGUACAACUUCACAGGCGUCAGGUACCCCACAGAGCUCAGCCUAGAAGCCUUUUCACCACCCUACUUGGGAUCGGAGCACAUACACCUUCGCCCUUCGAUACUGUCGGUGGAGGGCCCCACAGAUAGUUUGACCGUAUCCUACGGCCAGAAUUUCUCCAUCACCUUCAGCCUCAUGCAGCUUGAGGGAGAGUGCACCGUAACAAUGGUUGCACCCUCGUUUACCACACACUCUUUCGCCAUGAACCAGAGGCUGCUGGUGUUGUACAUCGCCAGUGGACAGCAGAUAUCUUCUUUCACACACAGGGUUACUGUGCAUGCGCCUCCAACGGAAAACGUUGCACCCCCGGGGUAUUAUAUGGUGUUUGUGGUGCACCGGGGAGUCCCUAGCGAAUGUGCUUGGAUUAGAAUUCAGUGAGCUCUGUUUAAUUGGGAGCACUUACAUGCAUGAAUUCUUGAUUUUCAAAUGCUUAAUAAAUAAUUUCAUUCUACCAAAGUAUAAAAAUUAUGUAUGUUAACUUUCCGUUUCUUAUUAAUUUGGUAUGAAUAUAUUUGUGUGAUUUUU
Messenger RNA from Salvia miltiorrhiza (redroot sage), 2246 nucleotides. Its product is annotated as aldehyde oxidase GLOX. Lineage: Eukaryota; Viridiplantae; Streptophyta; Magnoliopsida; Lamiales; Lamiaceae. The record is from RefSeq and is a predicted model, not a curated record. The transcript has a single exon. Bases 462 to 2099 code for a protein of 545 amino acids.